This is a messenger RNA of Aspergillus puulaauensis, 924 nucleotides long. Its product is annotated as oxygenase MpaB family protein. The transcript has a single exon. The record is from RefSeq and is a predicted model, not a curated record. Lineage: Eukaryota; Fungi; Ascomycota; Eurotiomycetes; Eurotiales; Aspergillaceae. The coding region runs from base 1 to 924 and encodes 307 amino acids. Gene Ontology annotation, molecular function: oxidoreductase activity.
AUGUCAGAAACAACAACCACAACGACAUUAACUCAUAGAGCCCCCUCAUCAUCCUCACCCACAUCCACAUCCGUGAAGGACGCACAAAAAGGCAAAGAAAAAGAAAUCCCCAUCUACGAACCCCUAACCCAACCACGAGCCCUGCACUCCAUCAUCGAAAACGACAUCUACCUCCUAGGCGGGCAAGUCGCCAUCCUAUGCCAAUUCGCACACCCAGCCCUCGCAAAAGGCAGUUUCAAGCACUCCUCCUUCGCCGAGCGCAUCCCACAGCGUCUACGCAAUACAGCGCGGUUCCUGAACGUCGCUGUCUGCGGAACAGAGGAGGAGAAGAGAGCUAUAUUCGGCGUUAUCCACCGCUACCACUCGCGCGUGAAGGGGGAUGAUUAUAGCGCUGAUGAUCCAGAACUGCAUAAAUGGACGGCGGCGACGUUGUUUUUUUCGAUUGUGUUAGUGCGGGAGACAUUCUUUGGGAAGAUGGAGAAGGCCGAGAUGGAGAAUAUGCUCCGGGAGAGCGCGGUGUUUGGGACGUCGCUAAGGAUGCCCCCCGAGAUGUGGUUUGAUUCCGUGGAGGAGUUCUGGGAGUACUGGGAUUACAAUAUUGCGACGCUGCAGGUUACGGAUAUGGCGCGGAGUUUGGCCAGGGAUUUGAUGUAUCCGAAGAAUCUGCCGCGGGAGAUGGCGUGGACGUUGCCUGUUGCGAGGGUGCUGACGGUGAAUUGGCUGCCGGGGAGGCUGGCGAGGGAGUAUAAUCUGCAGCCGACUUUGGUGAAUCAGGCUGUGUAUGUUGCGUUUGUGGCGUGGGUGAGGGCUGUAUAUCCCAUGCUGCCGAUGGCGUGGAGGGGGAGGAGGCAUCUAGAGUAUAUGGAGGAUUUGAAGAAGGCUGUGCAGAGGGUGAAUGAGACGGGGCAUUGGGCUGGUAUUUAA